CUUGAAAUUUAACUUUUUUUGUUGCUUCAGUUGCUCUGUUUUGUUUGAAAGUUGUGUUUUUUUCUUGUAUUUUCUCAAAUCCCAGAUGGAAUCACCAGCUGCUGCAACAUGUUACUAAAUUUUUUCUUUCUUUCUCUCUUGUUUGUCUGUUUAAUCUUCAUGGUUCUGGUCUGCUAUUGUCAAGAUCUCUGCUUUUUUCUUCACUUUAUUUAGUGGGGUUUUGUUGUCUGGGUUCCGUUACUUUUUUACCUCAUGCCUGCUUUCUCUUUUCUACGUGCACCGACGAGAUUUUCUAGUUUUAGCAACUUUCUAGUUCAGCCGGCGUCUCUCGCUUUCUAAAAUGGGAAAGACUCUUAGUCCUGGGAAAUGGCUCAGGACUUUCCUGGGGAAGAAAUCAUCCAAGUCAAGCUUGGCUAAAGGAAACGUAAAACCGAAAUCUGCCAAGAAAGAAGAGGUGGUGGUUGUAUCUGUGAAGGAUGAUGCCACAAACUUACUCGUCGAGCCUCCUGUAGUUUCAUCCCCAUUUCAGACAACUACUGCUCAGACUGUGGAAAAACCAGACACGGAACAACAACCGAGCGAUGGGAUCAAUGUUUCGUCUGUGAAAGACAAUGAAGGUGAUGAUUCCAACAUUGAUCUGAGUUCACAAAUUGACUCAGGAGGAGAACUGAAGCGUGAAAAUGCCGCAACGAAGAUUCAGGCUGCUUUCAGAGCUCAUCAGGCUCGUAAGGAUUUUGGAACCUGUAAAGGUAUCGUCAAGUUGCAAGCCGUCAUCCGUGGUCACCUGGUCAGAAGACAAGCUGUUGCUACAUAUGUGUGUAUAAGGGGAAUAGUGAAGUUACAGGCUCUUAUCCGUGGCGGUAAAGCAAGAUCUUCGGAUAACGGAAUUCAACUACAGAAAAGACUUACGGAAACCAAAAGUUCAGAGAAUUUUCAAGCAAGAUCUUGCAGUUUGAUGGAGAAUCCUGCAAAACUUUCCAUCAUUGACAAGCUUAUGGCUUCCUCGCCAACUGCUUUGCCUCUGAAACUGCAAUAUGGUCCUGAGGACCCUAACUCGGCCAAGGUUUGGCUUGAACGCUGGACAAGACUUCAAAUUUGGGCACCUAGUUCCCGAUCAGCCAAGACCCCCAUUCCAAAACCGCCUCGGACAGUUGACGCGGAAAAGGGAAAGCAGAAACGUGGAAUCAAGAAACCAUCUGGAGCAAGUACUGAAAACAGCUCUGGCCGCUCUACAGCUGAAAAUGGAAAACCUAGACGAAACGUGAGGAUAGCUUCCACGCUUAACAAAGAGAUCCCGAGAAUGGAGAAUGACAAGGUCAAACAGAAUUCAAGAAAAACUAUUAGCUCCACUAAGGACGAGAAUCCUAGGCCUAGUGUUAAGAAGGUUUCGAAUACUCCUCUUUCAAGUGGGUCAGAGAAAGUGACCCACAAGUCUGCUGAGAAGAAGGAGAAGAAGAAGAAGGAAGAAACGACAGAUUCAGUGCAGAGAGAGCUGGAUGAAGCUCCAGCAUCUCUUUCUGACGUUCCUGGGGGAGCCACGAUGGAAAAGAAGAACAAUUUUCCCGAUGCUGUUUCAAGAGAUUCUGAUCUCAAUAAUGAUGAGAAAUCGACAGUUCUGGAAAAACCUGAGCAAGAUGAACUCAAAGCUGUUGAGAGCAGUGGUCAAGCUGAGGAUGUCCAAGGUGCGAGUGUGCAGCUAUGCUCUGAGAAUGGCGAUGCCGCUUCUGAGAAUACAAAGCCAAGUGAUAGACGAGCUUCAUUGCCUGCAAAGAUCGAGAAUCAAGAUGAAGGGCUCACACGAAAACUUCCCAGCUACAUGGCACCGACUGAAUCUGCAAAGGCCAGAGUGAGGAGACAAGGCACUCCGAGGUUUGCCCAAGAGAGGAUCGAGAAAAACGGGAUAGUGCCUGUGAGGCGCCAUUCUCUGCCAUCCCCGAGGGCGCAUCGACUGCUUUUAGCCUCAGUGAAAGGAUCUAUGAACAGCGAUGGAUCUUUUUCGUCUUCUAAGGACGUGGGUGAUAAUUCGAUCAGGGCAGAGUGGAAAAGGUGAAAGCUUGAAAGCAAUCCAAGAGUCAUAUCUUAUCAUCUUACGCUUAUCCAACAAACUUGAAACGUUUUAUGUACGGUGUCUUGCGUGUUUGGUUUUGGUUUGGAGAGUCAAAAGGGUAUUUUGUCAGUUCAUUACACACCCUUUGAUAUGUCUCUCCAGUUUACUUACUCAGAUGUUUGUCGACAGAAAAGGAUACAGACUUACAGUAAAUAGUUCAUACAGGCCUCCGGAAACA
Tarenaya hassleriana is the source of this 2285-nucleotide messenger RNA. RefSeq names its product protein IQ-DOMAIN 31-like. The coding region runs from base 341 to 2050 and encodes 569 amino acids. Gene Ontology annotation, molecular function: protein binding. The transcript is spliced from 7 exons. Lineage: Eukaryota; Viridiplantae; Streptophyta; Magnoliopsida; Brassicales; Cleomaceae. The record is from RefSeq and is a predicted model, not a curated record.